UUUCUUUUCUCUCCUGAAAGUCAUUUUUCAUUUUUCCUUUAUCUUCAUCGAUUUUUUCACUUACUUAACCAGCUACAUUUGAUAUAGACAAUACACCGUUAUGAACGUUGAAAUCGAGAGCAAGGCUGGGCGCCAGGCUGCUACCAAGGUUGGAGGCAUGCGAGUCCCUGCACACGACCACACUGUUCCUGUCGUUAAGAAGGAACACGAGAGGAAACCUAAUGAUAAGGAUGCCGAUAAGAAACACCCAAAUGAGGACGAGCGCGAGCUUGAGAAGUUAGAGCGGUUCGAAUACGAGAAGCAAACUCGUCUUGCGGCUGGUGAGCGUCUUGCCCGGAUGCAGGAAAACCAACCUAAACACCAGCCGAACAAUAACUUUAAGCAGACCCAAAACAUCCAAGUCCAUCAGCCAGUUCUUCACAAUCACACCAAGUCUGGCGCUGCUGUUCAACAAUAA
Lobosporangium transversale is the source of this 457-nucleotide messenger RNA. RefSeq lists its product as hypothetical. The transcript is spliced from 3 exons. Bases 101 to 457 code for a protein of 118 amino acids. The record is from RefSeq and is a predicted model, not a curated record. Lineage: Eukaryota; Fungi; Mortierellomycota; Mortierellomycetes; Mortierellales; Mortierellaceae.